Molecule: messenger RNA, 1914 nt
Organism: Effrenium voratum
Lineage: Eukaryota; Dinophyceae; Suessiales; Symbiodiniaceae
Source: the annotation of a GenBank genome assembly
GGCGAGCCAAGAUUUCGCAGAAAACGCAGAAGUUUUCGGUGCCCCGAACGCUGAUGGCCACGGAUUCCGAAGAUGCCAAGGCCGACUACGCGGCGGCGCUGCGGGCAGCUGAGGUCUCGGAUCACCACGGCGCGAUGGUGGCCUUCAGCCGGGCGAUGUGCCUGGCAGGCGAGCACUCGCCGCUGAGGGCCACCUGCGCCCGCGGGGUGCGCCAGGCCUUGCAGAACCUCCAGGAGCACCAGUCGGGCAAGUUUGACUGGACAGAGAUGUUCAAGGCAGACCCCGCGGCGCUGCUGGGCGCCUCCAAAGGGUGCGCUGCUCCGCUGCCAGUGGCAGGCUACAGCAAGCCGGUGCGCAUGACAGUCUCCACUUGCAAGGGACGUGGACUGGUGGUGUGCCAGGAUGUGGAGAUCGGGGAACUCCUCUUUGUGGACAAGGCCUGGGUCCUGCAGCCGUUUCCCUCGCUGCUUCACGCCGCCAGCGUCAAGCUCCGAGACUCUCGGGACGCGCCGCGUGGCCUUUUCCACGGCGGCGACGACCAGCGGCUGCCCGAGACUCUUCCGCGGCUUUCGGAGGCCGAGCUGCGGAGGACCCUCCAGUUCAACGCCAUCCACCGCUGGGCGUGUGUGGACGGCGAGCUCUCCAGCGAGCUCAGCGGGCUGUGGCCGCUCGCGGCUUUUGUGAACCACUCCUGCAGGCCCAACGUGAACUUCACCUUUGUGGGGGACCUGUUGCUGUGCCGCGCCACGAGGAAGAUGAAGGCCGGGGAGGAGCUCUUCGCGAGCUACGUGCGCCUGGACCGGCCCUUGCGGCAGCGACGCAGCGAGCUCAGUGCCACCUACGAGUUUCACUGCACCUGCGCCCGCUGCAUCUUGGAGGAGGCCUUCUUGGACGCGGAGCUGGUCGACGGCUUCAUGACGCAGAUCAAGGCGCUCACCAAGGCGCCGGGGCGGAAGGAUCAGGUGAUCGCCUGGGCGGAGUCCUGGUCCUUCCUCUACCGCCAGAUCGAGUACGAGGUGUCGCUGGCCAUCAAGCAGCGGGGAAAAGAGCUGGACGAGGACUUGGCGCUGAGUGCGGCUAGCGACCAGCUCUUUAGCGACUCCUGGACCGAUCUGCAUGAGGAGCAGCGGGAGGAGCGGCUGCGGCGCCAGGAGGAAUUGCGGCAAAACAUUGCACGGCUUCAGGGCCAGCAGGAUGGGAGGCCUGUGAAUUACUCGGGCCCGGGAAGAGAGGACGUCUACGGUGUGCAGCUGCAGCGGCUGCUGUGCGGCUCCUUCUGCUCGGUGGCGGCAGAAUCAGCGCGGCUCUGGCGGCGCAUCGGCGCACAACAGAACUGCGCCAGAGACUGCCGCUGGAUUUGCCAGCAACUGGAGGAGUCGGCGCCGGCGACGCAGCAGCACGGCUUCUGGGCCACCGAGUGGACGAAAUCCACCUGGAAAGCCUUCCUCAAGAAGGAGGAGGCGCAGCUUCUUCUUUCCCAGCGCUUCCCGGACCUUUGCGCCCCCACGCUGCCUGCGGACGUGCGGAAGGCUGCAGAGUACGCGAAGCUCAGCUUGGGCCGCUGCUACGGCGGUCACCUUUGGCUGCAGCAGAGCCAGCUGCUGAAGUGGCCGCCGCCGCUGCAGGCGGCCGCGCUGCAGAAGUCCACCGCCUUCGCGCCGGUGGCGCCGAGGAAGAAGUCCCGGCGCCCAAAGUUCCGGCACUACGCCUCCGCCUCGGUGCGCUGGAAGGACUUCCCCAAGGGUCAGGUGCUGACGGCGCCACCUGUGGACUUGGAGGACAAUGAGGAGCUGAAAGCGGCGCAGGAUACGGACUUUCUGGCGGCUCUGCAGUCCAUGUUUAAGGCGGAGAACUGAAGGCUCAGAGCAAGACCAACAACAUGCGGUGAGUUGUUUGAUUGUUUUUCUUUGCCGA